AUGGCGCCACCCACCACCACGAAACGCCUCCUGCGCGAACUGAAAGACUACACCAAUAAUCCAAACGAAGCGCUCCUCCACCUCGGCCCCAUUGACAGCGAUGACCUCCUCCACUGGGAGGCAGUUCUCAAGGGUGUGAAGGGAACACCGUACGAAGGUGGCCUGUGGUCCCUCUCGAUAACGAUACCCCCAAACUACCCCAACGCACCGCCCACAAUCCGCUUCAACACCCGCAUCUCCCACCCCAACAUCUCCUUCACCACCGGCGAAAUCUGCCUGACGCUUCUCACGACGGAACACUGGACUCCCGCGUACACGCUCUCGUCGACCCUGACCGAGAUCCAGCAGCUCCUGACGAACCCAGAGCCCGAUAGUCCGUUGAACGUGGAUGUGGCAGUCUUGUUGCGAGACGGGGAUAUCCCGGCUUGGGAGAGUAUCGUGCGGUAUUGGACAGAAGAGGAGAGGUGGCAUGGUCACGAGCCUACUUAUCUUUCACAGGCUUAG
Molecule: messenger RNA, 504 nt
Organism: Aspergillus bombycis
Lineage: Eukaryota; Fungi; Ascomycota; Eurotiomycetes; Eurotiales; Aspergillaceae
Gene: pex4
Product: putative ubiquitin conjugating enzyme (UbcJ)
Exons: 2
Coding region: 1-504 (167 amino acids)
Source: RefSeq, a predicted model, not a curated record